Messenger RNA from Dromaius novaehollandiae (emu), 2568 nucleotides. RefSeq names its product coiled-coil domain containing 9 (gene CCDC9). The record is from RefSeq and is a predicted model, not a curated record. The transcript is spliced from 14 exons. NCBI's taxonomy places the organism in Eukaryota, Metazoa, Chordata, Aves, Casuariiformes, Dromaiidae. The coding region runs from base 105 to 1976 and encodes 623 amino acids.
UAAGGUCCCCUCCCUGCGCGGGCCGGAAGCGGAAGUCGCUCGCGCGCGGCAGUGGGCGGGGCGGGUCGCCUGGGUCCCCGCCGCGAGCCCGGCCCGGCCCGGGGAUGUCGGCCACACUGGAUCUGAAGUCGAAGGAGGAGAAGGAUGCGGAGCUAGACAAGCGCAUCGAGGCGCUGCGCAAGAAGAACGAGGCCCUCAUCAAGCGCUACCAGGAGAUCGAGGAGGACCGGAAGAAAGCGGAGCAGGAGGGCAUCGCGGUGACGGCUCUGCGCCGGGUGCGGCCUACCGAGGGCGAGCCUGAGCGGAAAUGGGUGGACAAGGAUCUCUCCAUCACUGUCCAGGUCAUGCUCUCCCCUGGGGAGAGGCGUGUGGUCAGCGACAGGAAGUCUCCUGGCGCCAAGUCCGGCCGCAGCGGCGCUCCGCGUGGCUCGGGGCGUGCAGGCCUGCGUCCCUCCAGCCGGUCCCCGCGGGUGGAGCCUCCCAGUGACCCUGUCUGGGAAGGGACUGGAGGGGACGGCACGUCCCUGGGAGAGCGCGGCGGACGUGGCCGCCGGUCACGGGGCCAGGGGGCGGCCGGUCUGGCAACGGCGGGAGAUGCUGGCCCCGACAGGAAGUCCAAGGAGUGGGAAGAGCGGAGGCGCCAGAACAUUGAGAAGAUGAACGAGGAGAUGGAGAAGAUCGCGGAGUACGAACGAAACCAGCGGGACGGGCUGCAUGAGAAGAACCCAGUGCGCAACUUCCUGGAUGACCCGCGGCGCAGCGGCCCCUUCCAGGACGCUGACCGCAAGGAGGGGAGCAGGCGGCACAUCCGCAACUGGGGAGGGGCAGACUUCGACAAGGUCAAGACGGGCAUGGAGCGCGAGAAGGCCUGGCAGGGCCCUGGACGCCGGUCUGGCCCGAAGCCCGGGGGGACGCUGGACAUGACGCUGUCCAUGACGGGCCGCGAGCGAGCGGAGUAUGUGCGCUGGAAGAAGGAGCGGGAGCAGAUAGACCAGGAGCGCCUGGCGCGUCACCGCAAACCCACGGGCCAGUGGCGCCGGGAGUGGGAUGCCGAGAAAACAGACACGAUGUUCAAGGAGGGCUCUGUGGCAGCACGAGGCCUGGAAGGGGGCAGCAGACAGGAUGAGAACAAGCGCCCGCCCAAGCCGCCUACCUUCGGGGAGUUCCUGUCCCCGCAUCGCACAGAGCGGAGAAGAAAGGGACGGAGCCAGGGAACGGGGGCCAAGUCUUACAGUAUGCAUGACAACCGCUGGGAGGAGAAGGAGCCGCUGGCAGCAGCAGCAAGAGUUGAAGGCCUGGGGCAGAAGGUGGAUGAACUGGCAAGUGCAGCCUUCCCAGAGCCUCAGCCUUCCCUGAACCCUGAGGAAGAUGAGGACCAGUGGGAGGAUGUCAGUGAGGAGGAGGAAGACAGCCCUGGGUCAUCGGGCGAGGAUGAAGCACCCCCCAGCGCAUCCCCCAAAGCCCAGCGUCCCCUGAAGGCUGGGCAGGCCGUGGCUCCCAGGCUGCGCAUGCCCCCUGUGGUGCCCGGCCCUGGCGAGGGGGCAAGCAAGUCCCUGAGCCCCUUCUCCCCCGUGGAGGGCCACCAGCCUGUCUCGGACUGGGGCGAGGAGAUGGACCUGGCCUCUCCCCGCAGCAGCCUGGGGGACAGCCCCUCGCCAGGCCCCUCUGCCCCCCCAGCCCAGUUGAGAGGGGCAUCCGGAGAGACUGCAGCACCGAGCUCCGUGGAGCUGGCCGAGGCGCCCCGGGGGGUGCAGAACCCUGCAGAGCUCCUGCAGCAGGAGGAAGCAAGGUCAGCCACAGAGCAGGAGGCCUUGGGAGAUUCAGAGAAGCUGGAAGAGGUGGCCAGGAGCCCCCCAACUGCCCCAGAGGAUGAGACACAAGGUGGACCCCAGGCUUUGCCCCAUGAGCAAGAUGCAGAGGCUGCUCCUGGCACGGUGGAAAUCACAGACUUUGAGCGGGAUGGCAAAGCGCCCUGACGUGCUGGAGCGGCCCUCUGUUACCUGGGUUGCUCCCGCUGUGACUCCUACAGCUUUCUAGAGACUGAGCCGGGGCAGCUCCUCCACUGCUGGCGGGAAACAUAUUUUGGGAAUAACCCACCUGCGCUGUGGUGGGGUUGGACUUCCUUUGCCUGUGGGGGGGGUGUGUGUCUGUCCCUGGAUCUGUUCUGCACCUAAGGGGAGGUGUGCCAAGCCCAGCACGGGGGGGACGCAUGCAGCAGCACCCGUGUCUGCCCUGCGAAAGUGAACGCUGGUAGUAGUAACGUAGUGCGGAGGUGGCCGUGUGUGCAGGGAGGGUCUGUGCCAGGGCGUGAGCUGAGGGUGUGCAGAGGCUCCCGGGCUUCGGCCCCGACCUCCCCUCCCCUUCCCCCCCCCCCCCACAGCUGCCCCCUCCCUGCCACAGAGGCCCCAGGUGGUGCUGCUUCAGCCCUGGGUAAGAGCCCUGGAGGGCAUGGAGGAGGCCUUUGCCCCUUCCCAUACCCUUGGUGCUGCAGGGGGCUGGUCCCGUGGGGGCCAUCUCAUCCCGCAUCAGCGACAACGGGGUCUUUAUAAAAUAAACCUCCAAAACGUC